CUCUCCAUCCUCUAUAAUAGUCGGUGUUUGAUUUUUUGAGCUGGUAAAGCUCAAUUUUUUUUAUAUGAAAGUUGUGGUUUCUGGUUUUGAAUUCUGUGUCUUUUUGGUCAUUGUGCGACUGUGUUUCGUGAUCUGAUCUUUAAUUAUUUUCCUCACUGUUUGGUUUCUGGGAAAGGUGGAGAAAAAUGAAGGGAAAUAAAAGAGGCAAAACUAUCUGGGGUGAUUAGUUAUUAUUGUUUCGGACACUAUACUAGUAAUUAUUGCUUUAAGUCCACUUGAUUGGAAAGCGAGAAAGUGUGGAAUUAAUUUUAGUUUUUAUGCGGAAUGAAUAAAAUUUUAUUUAUUCUUCUCUAGCUUUCGUAUUUCAUGCAUUUGAGUUCACCGUUCAAAGUUAUUUAUUUUCUUUAAAGUUUACCUCUGGAGAAAUAUUGAUUUUCUUAAAGGAGUAUAAGUUUCUAUCUUUUAGUUUUAUUCUUAUUCGUAAUAUUAGGAAGAUCGUACUUUUUUCGUUUGAGAAGAAUAAUGAAGAUUCUGCGUUAUUUCCUUUUUCAAAGGAACAUUAGCUGUAAUGGAUUUUACUUUAGAUGAUUGUAGAUGAACAGCAGAUCUGAUAUUUGACCCGAGCUAUAAGAUUGUGUUGCUCGGGUUCAUGCUUUUGGCACGGGCAAUCUUCUAAGUUUUUGAGUGCGGGGAAUAUGGUUUUGUGAAUUAUUGUUGCUUUGCUAAAUUUUCUGCGCACAUAAAUGUGUUUGAAUUUCGGUAUGAUCCAUUGGCUAUUUGUUAGUUCUCGUAUGAGUUUGGUAAUUUCUAAUUUCCAAAAUUUUCAACUUUACAUUCUUGCGAGUUUGUGAAAUCCCAGAAUCGAUGGGUAGCUUUCAACGUUUCUUUUCACUUACUGUGGCUUUAUUUCCUGGGACAAUAUUGGGAAGAAAGAUGAAGAAAUUCUGAACUCCAAGUCGUUGCUGCGUGCUUAAUCCCUAGAAAUGAGGAAACAUCCCGUCAUUUGAUUGGCCAAUUGAAGCAUGUGCAGUGGUCCAGAACGAUCAGAAUCGUCAUCGACUCCACCUGUGUCAACUGUAGAAAUCACAUCUAACACCAAAGACAUGAAUAACCCAACUGUUCAAGCUGAAGGUCCUUUGUUCAGCUUACUCGAUCUUGCUGCUAACAAUGAUGUUGCAGGCUUUAAGCGAUCUGCAGAGAAGGAUGCUUCUUUAAUUGAUGAGGUUGGACUCUGGUAUGUUCGCCAGAAAGGCUCAAGACAAAUUGUUCUUGAGCAUAGAACUCCAUUAAUGGUUGCUGCAACCUAUGGAAGUGUUGAUGUUCUUAAAUUUAUACUCUCUCAUUCUCGGGUGGAUGUAAAUUUCUCGUGUGGCCAAGAUAAAACCACUGCUCUUCACUGCGCCACUUCUGGUGGAUCAAUUAACGCAGCUGACGUUCUGAAGCUGCUUUUAUUAAUGGGUGCUGAUCCAAAUCGUACUGAUGCCAAUGGUCUUCGCCCCAUUGAUGUUCUUGUUGUUCCUCCAAAGAUGCAAAGCAUGAGAGUGGCUGUUGAAGAGCUUCUCUCUAACAAUGCUUCCGACAGCUCAUUUAGUGAGCACCAUCUGCGUGUAUCCAUUAGUUCCUCUUGUUCAGACUCACCAACCCUUUCCUCAUCCCCGGAAAAUGGAUUGCCAUCUUCUCCUUCAGAGUUGGUAUCUUCUCUAAUGGCUUCAAAGUUUAAUGAUAUACCUGUUAGUUAUGCAUUGGAGAAGAAAGAGUACCCUGUUGAUCCUUCCCUCCCUGACAUUAAGAACAGUAUCUACGCAACAGAUGAGUUCCGCAUGUUCUCAUUCAAAGUUCGGCCUUGUUCUCGAGCGUACUCCCACGAUUGGACCGAGUGCCCUUUUGUGCACCCUGGAGAAAACGCUCGCAGAAGAGACCCAAGGAAGUACCAUUACAGCUGUGUGCCUUGCCCUGAGUUCCGAAAGGGAGCUUGUAGGCGUGGGGAUAUGUGUGAAUAUGCUCAUGGAGUUUUUGAGUGCUGGCUCCACCCGGCUCAAUACCGGACUCGGCUCUGCAAGGAUGGUACAAGCUGCAAUAGACGGGUCUGUUUUUUUGCUCACACAGCUGAGGAGCUUCGUCCCUUGUAUCUAUCUACCGGAUCUGCUGUCCCAUCACCUCGCUCAUCUGCCUCUGCUCAUGGUGUCAUGGACAUGGCUGCUGCAAUGAGCUUAUUACCUGGGUCUCCUUCAUCUAUCUCUGCUCUGUCGCCUUCUCCAUUUGCUCAACCCAUGUCUCCAUCUGCAAAUAAUGGCAUGUCACAGUCGUCCAUUCCGUGGCCCCAGCCAAAUGUACCAACCCUUAGUCUUCCUGGAAGCAAUCUUCAGUCCAGUCGCCUGAGAUCAUCCCUUAGUGCCCGUGACAUCCCACCUGAGCAUUUGAGUGCGAUGCAUGAUUUUGAUGCCCAGCAACAUCUUCUUAAUGACUUGACUUGUUUUUCACAGUCAUGGUCCAAUAAUGUCCCUGCUAACCGUCCUGGUCGGUCCAAGACACUAACACCUUCAAACCUUGAAGAGCUAUUUUGUGCGGAGAUCUCUUCAUCUCCCCGGUAUUCUGAUGCAGCAGCUUCUGCUGUUUUUUCCCCUGCUCACAAAUCAGCUGUUCUUAAUCAAUUCCAACAGCAGCAGAGCAUGUUAUCACCCAUUAACACGAAUGUAUUCUCCCCCAAAAAUGUCGAUCACCCUUUAUUGCAGGCUUCAUUUGGUAUCCAAUCCCCUGGAAGGAUGUCGCCUAGAAGUGUGGAGCCAAUCUCCCCAAUUGGCUCUCGACUCGCUGUAUUUGCUCAGCGUGAGAAACAGCAUCAACAGCUGCACAGCCUCAGCUCGCGGGAUCUUGGAAGCAACAACCAAGCCUCCAUUGGUUGUUCUCCUGUAAAUUCUUGGGCAAAAUGGGGAUCACCAAAUGGAAAAUUGGAUUUGCUAGUUAAUGGAGAUGACAUGGGGCGACCACAUAGAUCAUCAUCAUUUGAGCUUGCUAACAAUGGGGAGGAGCCUGACUUGUCAUGGGUUCAGUCUCUAGUUAAGGAAUCACCGACUGAGUUGAUGAAAGAGAAGUUGGCAGUUUCAGCCUCGAGGGCUGCAUCAUCUGGUGAAGGUUUGAAUUCUAAUUCUCAAAGUGAAUCCAUUGAUCAUUCUGUAUUAGGAGCUUGGCUUGAGCAGAUGCAGCUUGAUCAACUCGUAGUAUGACGAAAGUAAAUUUUUUUUGCUCAUUGAGAUUGGUUAAAAGAAAUCGGUGGGUACAUAAAAUUUUUUGUGGGUUACUUUUUGCCGGUGGUGAAGGUCAAGUGGAGAAGUUAACAGUAGGAAAGUUGGAAAUUGGUGGUUAAGGCCUAAGAGUGAAGAAUGACUGGAUAAAGUGAGGAUAUGAUUCAUUUUUUUUUUCACAAUUUGUUGUUUACCGCAGAAUUCUGAAGAGAAAGAAGCUUACUCUGGGCUAAUGUUAAAGAAAUCUAGUCCAGGUUAGGUAUCUCUC
Molecule: messenger RNA, 3510 nt
Organism: Juglans microcarpa x Juglans regia
Lineage: Eukaryota; Viridiplantae; Streptophyta; Magnoliopsida; Fagales; Juglandaceae
Product: zinc finger CCCH domain-containing protein 30-like
Exons: 2
Coding region: 1023-3224 (733 amino acids)
Molecular function (GO): metal ion binding; protein binding
Source: RefSeq, a predicted model, not a curated record